CCCCUCUUCGCAUCCAAUGAACGAGAUUUUCAUAGCUAUGCCGCGAGUGCUAUCUCAUGGAUGGCGGGCUGGAUUCGGUCAAGGUUGCCGUCCCGCGGGCGCAAGAACGGAUGUGUAUGCAGCGCGCGGAACCAUCGACUGAGGCAGCGGGAGCAUCUACCAUGCAAUAUUGUGUCAAGUGCGCCUUCCUGACUACCAUCCUCCCCAGCGAUACACCAGCCAGCAUACUCAGCAUGUCCGAUCUUUCCCCCUCCGACGACGGCCUCCGAGACUUCAUGCGAGAUCCUGACAACCCCCGUACUCUAGCGGUGGCCCUCCGAAAGGCGAUCGCAAAGGUCUAUAUGGGGCGCGGUCCUUUGCGCAAGUACAGAUCUCUACACGAACACGCAUCCGACACCGAACUCGCACUGGCGGGAAGGCACAUUAACAACCUACGCGCCGGGAGAAGCCAGGAUGUAGAUCAACUGGGUCGUCACGCCCUGGAAGCGUCGCUGAAGAGAGUCGCGGAGACGCUGCCGAUCCUUCGGUCGCUCACGCCCAGCAGCCAUCGGAUCCUCGUCACCGAGUUCUCUUCCGAGGCGACGAUGCUCAAAGAGGCCUCUACCCACUCUCCGCACCCUUACUCGCUCACAUCCAAGAACACGGCGCUCUCGCUAUACACCCUCCUCGCCGCCUUCUCACGCAACAGCAAUGGCGGGCAAGUCAUCGACGCUUGGGUCACAUCCAGCCUCAGGCCACUCUUGGAGAAGGUUGGCUGUAUCCUCUACAUGCAGUGCGUACAUUUCUGCGUAGAGAACGUGUACUGACCGCCGCCGCUGUAGCGAUGGGUUGAACAUGCAGGUUGAUCCUGAGGGUGGCCCCUUACUCCUCGCGCCCG
Messenger RNA from Schizophyllum commune H4-8, 877 nucleotides. RefSeq lists its product as uncharacterized. The record is from RefSeq and is a predicted model, not a curated record. Bases 57 to 806 code for a protein of 249 amino acids. NCBI's taxonomy places the organism in Eukaryota, Fungi, Basidiomycota, Agaricomycetes, Agaricales, Schizophyllaceae. The transcript has 3 exons.